GUUGCCGGUUCAUGACUAGUCAACUCCGUCUCCGCCCCGCACUCAGCAAUAAGCAAUCGUGUCCAGUCCGAAUCCGCCGGGCCCGUCGUAUUUUGAAUGACCGAGCGGCCUAUAAUUCAAUGUUUAUCUCUCUCUGCUUGCGCAGAGAUUGAAGGUGAAUCGCUAUGUCAGUCAGCUGCGGACAUGAUUAUUCCUUGUGGUCACCGGCGUCCUCGUCCUCGUCUUCGUCGAGCUCGCCCAUUCACCCCGCGUCCCUGGUUGAUACGCAACUGCACUCUUCUGCCUUGUUGCAGCUUAUUGACGCACCUGUUUCACAUGCUUUCCUCGACUACAUCGCAGAAUACGUCGCCGAGGUCGUUGACUUCGCUCUAGGCUGUGAUGACCCCAAAAACGCCGAGCCCACGCGGGGCCGAUCAGGCCGCUGCACCACGCGCCUCGCUGACUUCGUAGCCCUCACGGUCAGCCGCGCCGAAGCGAGGACAUCCACUCUUCUGGUUGCGCUGGUGUACAUCGCACGCUCCCGCACGCACCUCGCGAUCUCCUACCGGCACGGAGCAGCCGAGCGCCUGUUCCUCGGUGCGUUGAUGACCGCGAGCAAGUACACGCAGGACAAUACGCUGCAGAACGUGCACUGGGCGCUCAUCAGCGGCGUCUUCGGCACAGCUGACGUGGGGUUAAUCGAGCGCGAGUUUCUGGCGGUGCUGGACUGGGAGCUAGGUGUCAGCGAGGAGGAGGUGGUCGUACAUUGGGAGGGGAUCAUCGGUGGCGGCGGCGUAGCUAUUCCCGAUAUAAACGAGGCGAAGCAUCACUCUCUACCGAGGUGCCACCGCCCACGGCAGUUUCGGCUGCACCAUCACCGGCAAUGGGCAGCGCCGAGCCGGAGCCGUCGAGCCCAGUUAGCGGUUUCGCCGCCGGGUCGAAACUGCCCACACCCGCGCAUCCCACUUCUCGCCCUGCUCCGGCUAUCAAUCACAAGCAUAUCGUCACCUGUGUGCUCUCCUGGCCGUUUGUGGGAUCGGGGCCUGGAUCGCUUCAUCCAUGGACACGCCCACUGUGUCUUUCCGAACGCGUUAAAGUGACUUUUUGACGGACAAUGGAUUUUCACUCCUAGAACUUUGGCGCGUUGAGUAUUUCACUGACCGCGGUGUAUCGAUCUUCUGCGACUAGGCAGCCUUACACCCGCCAGUCAUGGAAUUUUUCUGGUAUUUCCACGAUUGCGACGAAGCCCAGUUCCCCGUGGCUGGACACCGUUUCAAAGAUUGAACCCCGAGGUACUUACGAGAGAUAUCAAGUUCGAGAAUUUCAUUCAAGGACAGCUGCUCUACAACUGUGUACCCGCCGACUCGUCUGUACAUCCAAGACUCAUCCCGAGUCUGUGGCGAGUUGCUAUUAACAUUCAGGGUUUGAAGCAGACACACAGAUCAUCUUCAAUGAGAAAAAUCGCACUCAUUGUCUUACAUGAGGUGGAAACCAAACAUCUGGAGUCCUA
Mycena citricolor is the source of this 1489-nucleotide messenger RNA. NCBI's taxonomy places the organism in Eukaryota, Fungi, Basidiomycota, Agaricomycetes, Agaricales, Mycenaceae. The record is from the annotation of a GenBank genome assembly.